CUCAGAGAGUCCUUAUCUCUGCACAGCUCCCUGCAGUCCACACCAUCAGAGAUUCACCCACAGAUACCCACUGCUAACCUGCAGGGAGCCGAGGAGAUCAUGAAGCUGAAGUUGCCUAACCCAGGCCUGGAGGACCGGAUUCUGAGCCACGAUGAGCUGGAACGGCUGGAGGUGGAAGAGGCUGGAGACAGACCCAAGUGGGACAACAAAGCCCAGUAUAUGCUGACCUGCGUGGGCUUCUGUGUGGGUUUGGGCAACGUCUGGCGCUUUCCAUACUUGUGUCAGAGUCAUGGAGGAGGGGCCUUCAUGAUUCCCUUCUUAAUCCUGCUGGUUUUUGAGGGAAUCCCUCUUCUUCAUCUGGAGUUUGCCAUCGGUCAGCGGCUAAGGAAAGGCAGCAUGGGGGUGUGGAGAACUAUUAACCCCUACAUGCUUGGAGUUGGUAUUGCGUCUAUGUGUGUGUCCUUUCUGGUCAGUCUGUACUAUAAUACCAUCAUAGCAUGGGUCAUGUGGUACUUCUUCAACUCCUUCCAGGACCCUCUGCCUUGGAGCCAUUGUCCCAUCAAUGAAAACAGGACGGGAUUCAUUUCCGAGUGUGAGAAGAGCUCACCUGUGGAUUAUUUCUGGUAUCGUAAGACUCUUAACACGUCUCCAGCCAUAGAUGAAACAGGAGGUCUGCAAUGGUGGAUGAUCCUCUGUCUGAUCUCAGCCUGGGGAGUGCUGUACGUCUGCUGCAUCCGUGGAAUCGAAACCACUGGAAAGGCUGUUUAUGUGACGUCUACAUUGCCGUACUUAGUUCUUACGAUCUUCCUGAUCAGAGGACUGACUCUGAAAGGAUCCGUUGAUGGCAUCAAGUUCCUCUUCACUCCAGAUAUAAAUGAGUUAGCAAACCCCACCACAUGGUUGGAUGCAGGUGCACAAGUGUUUUAUUCGUUUUCUCUAGCUUUUGGAGGUCUCAUCUCCUUCUCCAGCUAUAACUCUGUGCACAAUAACUGUGAGCAAGAUGCAGUAAUCAUCUCCAUCAUUAAUGCCUUUACCUCAAUCUACGCAGCCACUGUCAUCUACACCAUCAUUGGUUUCAGAGCUACAGAGAGAUUUGAUGACUGUUUGGAUGGGAACAUCUUGACACUUCUGAACACAUUUGACCUGCCAGAGGGAAACAUCAAUCAGAGCAACUAUCUAGAGGUUCUCCAGGGCCUUAACACUACAAACCCUGACAUCAUCAGCGGCCUCGCCCUUAAGACCUGCGAUCUAAACAGCUUCCUCAGUGAGGGUGUGGAAGGGACAGGUCUGGCCUUUAUUGUGUUCACUGAGGCCAUCACUAAGAUGCCACUGUCUCCGCUCUGGUCCGUCCUGUUCUUCAUCAUGCUCUUCUGCCUCGGCCUGUCUUCCAUGUUUGGCAACAUUGAGGGUGUUCUGGUUCCCCUGCAAGACCUGAAGGUCUUUCCCAAAAGCUGGCCCAAAGAGGUCAUUUCAGGGGUGACGUGCUUGGUCUGCUGCCUGGUUGGGCUUAUAUUUGUGCAGGGCUCAGGGAACUACUGGCUAGCCCUGUUCGACAGCUUUGCCGGCUCGAUUCCUCUCCUCAUCAUUGCUUUUUCUGAGAUGAUUGGAGUCGUGUACGUCUAUGGGAUAGACAGGUUCAAUAAAGACCUGAUAUUCAUGAUUGGACACAAGCCUAACAUCUUCUGGCAAGCCACAUGGAGAUUCAUUAGUCCCCUCAUCAUGUUAGCCAUUUUCAUCUUCUACUUUUCCACCACCGUCACCAAGGAAAUCUUCUACAGCGCCUGGGAUCCUGAAUCGGAAAAUUUCCCAACCCUAGAGAAGAAGCCAUAUCCAUCUUGGGUCUAUGUAAUAAUCUUUCUCCUGGCUGGGAUCCCUACUUUGGCUGUACCCGGCACUGCUGUUUUCAGAGCCAUACGAGAACACUGCUGCAAAAAACAUCCCAGUGCUUCAGUUCAAGAACUUAAUUCUGUAUCUUACAAAGUUCAUAUGCAGGAUGAAGAAAUCAAGUCACAAAAUUCAUUGAAAUCUGACCAAAAGUUCUACAGAUGAUAUCCAAUUUAAAGUUCUAUAUAGUUUUAAAGGAAUAUGCAUACAUUCAGAGAUUACUGCCUUUUCUGAAACUGCUGGAAUAUAAUUUUUGCCCUUCAAAAUAUUUGUCUAUUUGUUAAAAUGUCAUUAGUGGUUCCAGUUUUUGUGUUCAGUUUCCAAAUUUCCAUAAAACAACCACAUUUAGGCUACCAGCUGUGGAUAAAAUUAAGAAAUUAAUUUAAAGCCUGAUGAAUUGAAGAGAUUUAUUUGUUCAUUAUAUUUGUAAUAUAUAAUUUGAAAUACAUUUCACUAUUGCAAAAUAAAAGUGUUAUAAGAGAAAAUAAUGAUAUAAAAUUUGGUAGUGGCAUAUGGCAGGCAAUUAUUUGUUUCAUAGAUCAGUCAGUGUAUUUAUUUUUUAUAACAAAUAAUGGCAUUUUAUUUGAAUUUUGACUAUAGAGAAACUAUAGAGUAUUUGUUUUAAAUAUUUGACCCAAUUUUUCCCCAAUACAGAUGUUCUGCUAUGAAUUUGAGAGGAUUUUGCCCAUGUUUCUUGCAAGUGCAUUAAAUAU
Megalobrama amblycephala (Wuchang bream) is the source of this 2597-nucleotide messenger RNA. RefSeq names its product solute carrier family 6 member 19b (gene slc6a19b). Gene Ontology annotation, biological process: sodium ion transmembrane transport. Gene Ontology annotation, cellular component: membrane. The transcript is spliced from 12 exons. NCBI's taxonomy places the organism in Eukaryota, Metazoa, Chordata, Actinopteri, Cypriniformes, Xenocyprididae. The record is from RefSeq and is a predicted model, not a curated record. Bases 100 to 2049 code for a protein of 649 amino acids.